GCUUUUGUCUUCACUGUAUUAUUAGGAACAUUAUUUUUAAUUUUUUGAUCAAUAAUCUCCAAGAAUUCUCCUCCAAAUCUGCUCAUGUCGAGGUAAAGUCUUUGAACUUUAUUUUUUGUAAUGACAGUUUUGGGGUUUGAAACGCGUACAAAUUGUUUAUCGGAUAUUUUCAUUGCUUAGCAACAAACAGGGAAAUAUCCGAAAAAUAUCCGAAGUAAAACUCUCUUACUUGUACCACGUGACGGGAAAUGCCACCAUUUGAUUGGUCGAAAUUGGGAUGAAAAAAAUAAUCAUUAAUAAAAUCCCAUAUAUCCAUGGUACAUUAUUAAAGUUCGGCAAAGAACUGUUUGUGCGUUGCUAUGCAGUUUCUACAUAGCAACAGACAAUGCAUCAAUUUCGCUAAUGAUGUGGGAGGAAUUAUAUCAACUAGAUUGUGAUAUGACAAUGGAAACGCUUCACAAAAGAAAUUAAAUCAAUUGAAAGGAAGGAAUUUUGUCGAUACCACGUUCUAUUGAUACACAAGUCAACUUCAACCACCCCAAUUUCCAAUGGACGAUUUUUACAGUUUGUGUUUUUCUCCCAUUGCAACAAAAAAAAAAUUAGCUGAAGUAAUCGCCCGGUUUAUUCGGCUGAUAAAAACAACCAGACAGGAACAAUGGCAAGACUACGAAGCAGAUAAAACUCUCCUCUGCACUAUAAAAGUCCUUUCAUUCUGUGAUGAGGCACUGCAUCAUACAUCAUAUAGUUGGGGAUGGAAAGAAAAGAACAAUCAUCGAACUGUGACAACUUUUUAUUUCCAUAUAUUGAAGAUAUAUUUUUCUAUCUAUACUAACAAAAUGAUAAAAAUAGUGAUCAAAAUUGUUCACCAAGAAAAACUAUGGAAUUGCGAGGACCUAUGUCAACAUAUUAUUCAGGGUCUUCUCAAUUGUGGAAUUAAUCAAUAUGAAAUUAUCGACGGAUUAUUUAAUAAAACACUGUGUAGAAGUACAUCUUUGAAAGAUACCCGGACAAUUUUACGAAUGGUGUGUUCAACACUAGAAACCUAUUCAUGGGUUAAUAAUGAAGAUAGUGAAACAGUCAUUCAAAAGCUAUUAACACUAUAUCACAAUAGUCUCAGCCAUAAUUUUAACGAAAAGGAAGUGAUACUGAAAAAAGGUUUUGAAAUUUGUUUACUCGGUGCUAUCAAACAUCUAUCCAAUUACCAUCUAAUCUCAAUUCUCUCACAAAUGAGUUUAUGGGCCCUGGAAGAGCAAUUCCAUCAUGACGGAAUAAUUCUAGAGCUUACAAAUAUUUUAGAAUUCGCUGCCCAGUCUUACAAAAUGGAUGUAUUUGGGAAUCCCUUGACGAAAGAAUUAUUACUUCUCCUUUUAAAAAUGAUAUCCUCAGCAAAUUCAUCAGUAAGUCUCAUGGGAAAUCGAGUAUUUCAAAAUCUUAUUGACAGAAAACACAAUAAAUUGCAAUUUCAAACGAUAAAAUUAUACUUCGAGAAUAUUAAUUACAAUUUAGAAAUCAAUAAAAAUAAAGAGAAUGGCCAAGACUUUUUAAAAAAACACCGACAAGUUAUCCACCAAAGUUUUCUGCAAUGUGUGAUGAAUCACUACACAUCAAGAGUAAACCUUGAAGCCAGUUACUGCACUAUUUGUUUGAUAGCAAUAGAAGUUCCUUGCGGAUUCACUGCUGCAGCUUUAGCCUGCCUCUUAAUGAACAUUCAGGAUUUAACUCUCGAACACUUGGAUGCCAAUUAUUCUAUGAGUUAUCAUGUUCAUGCAAUGAUAUUGGCAACAAUGACAUUGAUCUGCUGGGUUCACAAAGCAAAAGUGUUUUAUGCUUAUGUCAACAAUGUUUUAAGAGAACGAGCCCAAUGGGCCCCACAUUUAAAUCCACCGUUAGCAACCCACUACGACUUAGCAAUACAUCAUGUUCUUUGGGACAAACCUGAAUUGUUUUUCAUCGACUGGGAAGUGCGCUUUGGACUUUGGAAAUGUUUUCGUCUACAAACAGGGAAUGAUCAUAAUAAAAGUAACUAAUACACUUUGAGAAGAACACAAAAAAACCAUCGUUUAAUCUUACAUAUUAAUUACAAUGUAUGCCAUUAAAUUAAUAUAUUAAUAUAAUACAAUUGCA
Messenger RNA from Diachasmimorpha longicaudata, 2124 nucleotides. RefSeq lists its product as uncharacterized. Lineage: Eukaryota; Metazoa; Arthropoda; Insecta; Hymenoptera; Braconidae. Gene Ontology annotation, biological process: protein localization to plasma membrane. Gene Ontology annotation, cellular component: plasma membrane. The record is from RefSeq and is a predicted model, not a curated record. Bases 549 to 2027 code for a protein of 492 amino acids. The transcript has a single exon.